AUGGUCGCCACUACUAGCAGUCUGCUCCUUCGACGGGCGGCACCUGCCCUUACUGCCACUGCCGCUGCCGCCGGUCCAGUGCGAUCUCUUCAUUCGACGCGCAUCGUCCGUGCCGGUGCUUCCUCUUCCUCCUCAGCUGCCGCCGACGAAGACUACCCUAGCGAAAACUUUGGCGCCCCCAUCUGGCGGUACACGUUCUUGGGUGCCAUUGCCGCUUUCGGCCUCUACCACAUCUCGACGCUGCACGCCGACCCGCAUCCCUCCAGAGCCUCGUCUUCGGGUCGUUCGGCACCGGGCAACGAGUCCGAAGACAACCUGCACGUCGAGGGCGAAAAACCAUGGCUCACCCGAUACAUCGAGCACUGGACCACCCCAUCCAGCGUGUGGAAGGAGCGCAACGCCAGGCAUCUCGAGCUCGUCAAGGAAAAGGCCGAGGAGCGUCUGCUCUUCCAGGAUGCCGAACGUCCACCUGUCCACCGCCUUCGCUAUACCGGAACCUUUGAGCAAGCAUCGCCCCACGCUGUCGGCCCUGGCACUCAGGUCGACCUUUCCGAUCUCAAGAUCAAGCGUGCUUCCGAGUAA
Messenger RNA from Sporisorium graminicola, 582 nucleotides. RefSeq lists its product as uncharacterized. Lineage: Eukaryota; Fungi; Basidiomycota; Ustilaginomycetes; Ustilaginales; Ustilaginaceae. Gene Ontology annotation, cellular component: mitochondrion. The coding region runs from base 1 to 582 and encodes 193 amino acids. The transcript has 2 exons. The record is from RefSeq and is a predicted model, not a curated record.